UGGGUUCAUUUUGAAAGUUUCCGAGCCAAAGCGAUGCCAAACUUCCUGCUCUUGGACCUCACGGCCGUCCCAGACCAUGCGCGUGACCGCCUCCGGGAAGCCGGGUUGACCAUCAUCCCCCUCAUGCCCCACGGCGAAGGCGUUGCGCUCCGAAAGGGCAUGUUCAAGCACCCGUUCCGCGGGGCGACGGCGCGGGAGCGAGCGCAUCUCAAGCUCCUAGGGCGCUGCCACUGCCACCUCGAGACGAUCGCAGUCGGGGGUGGGUUGCUCACGCGACUCACCGGCACGAGCAAACAAGGGACCUACGUCGACCGCGUCCUCUUGCGUGCGAUGCCCGAUUCUCGAGCCUGGAGCGCCGUACCUCAUGUUCUCGCAACGCAUAGAGCUUGGAGAUACGCACAUUCUAUCAGAGGGCGAGCGCGUCGUGCUCCUGGGCCAUCGACCGUUCGAGCUGGCGUACAUCUUCCGCAGCAUCCCCGACAACGUCUUCUACAAUGUGAGCCGGUCUGAUCCCGCAACGAUGCAGUCGUACGAUGUGAACGCGCUCAUGGCUGCUACGUGGCCCUACGCUCGAAGCUGCCUCGUGGGCCUAACCAAGGACAUGCACGACACUGCGAUGGCGUAGCAAGGUCGACUCGGAUCAAAUUCUUGAAAUACCAUCGUGCUUAUGCGUCA
This is a messenger RNA of Saprolegnia diclina VS20, 675 nucleotides long. RefSeq lists its product as hypothetical. Lineage: Eukaryota; Oomycota; Saprolegniomycetes; Saprolegniales; Saprolegniaceae. The transcript is spliced from 3 exons. The record is from RefSeq and is a predicted model, not a curated record. Bases 34 to 510 code for a protein of 158 amino acids. Gene Ontology annotation, molecular function: protein binding.